GAUCCCAGCUAUGUCGACCAAGACCCGAAUCUGAACUUUGAUCAAAGGCUCGAAAAAAGAACUCCGCCCCUUGGAAUUUACCUCUGCACACACAGUAACUGGACAGGCGAAUGUGGGUGGCAGGCUUUACAGAAUAACGUCUGCUUGGAUUUCCCUUGGGACGCGGCGAUUUCCAUGGGACCGGCCGCAGGGACCCAAUGUAAAAUAUACUAUGGGCGGAAGUGCGGCGGAGGCGAUAGGACUGACGGCACCUUGACUUACCCUGGCACAAACAAUCUUGCGAAGUUAUAUUCGAACAGCAAGAAACCAGAGAGUUAUAAAUGCAGGAAAUGCCCGGAUGGUCAACCC
Exophiala aquamarina CBS 119918 is the source of this 348-nucleotide messenger RNA. RefSeq lists its product as uncharacterized. The record is from RefSeq and is a predicted model, not a curated record. The transcript is spliced from 2 exons. Lineage: Eukaryota; Fungi; Ascomycota; Eurotiomycetes; Chaetothyriales; Herpotrichiellaceae. The annotation marks the transcript as partial.